UUAAAAAGGCGCGGAACGCUCCGCGUGCAGCUCUACAGCCUGCGCUCGCGCCACUCUUUGUGCCAUCCGCGUGACUCUGUGAGGUCCAGGUGCCGGGCACGCGCGCUGUCAGCGGAUCCCACGAGCCAAAGUUUGGACGGAGAGCAUCAUCAGAGCAGAGGCCAUGGCUGUCCACGCGCGGAGCCUUUACCUGUGGAUGCUGGCUCUGUGCGCGUGCGCAUCGCCGUCGACUGGGGCAGACUGCGGGAAGGAGUGCGCGCUCUGCGUGGUCCGUCUGCAGCGGCAGCAGCCUGCGUCCUCAGCUCUGGCGUGCUCAUUGGAGUGUGGGGGAGGGCUGGACAGCCAGAGACUGCGACUCUGCCAGGACUUUCUGCUGGGGGAAGGGAGAAGUUUUCUUCUGGAUGCUGAGCUUCGAACCCAGCAGGAGGGUGAGGGCGCCAUUCUGCCGAUUGAAGAUGCCGCAGUGCCCCCCCAAGAAAUGGAUCAGAAGUUUGACAACUUUAAAAAACGCUAUGGGGGUUUCAUGUCCCGUCGCUCUCCGACGCCAGAGGGGGUCCUGGACGACGCAGAAAACCAGGAAGAGGAGGAAAAUAUCCGCUUGGAGAUCCUGAAGCUCUUUAGCACAGCGGGGGAACACAGCAGAGAGAGGGAGGGUCAGGGGGGGGAAGCCGUGAAGAGGUACGGAGGUUUUAUGCGUCGAGCUGAAGGAGGGGAGGGCACAGGUAGUCUGCUGGAAGCCGUGUUAGAUCGGGGGCUGAAGAAGCGCUAUGGAGGCUUCAUGAGGCGCGUGGGGAGGCCGGAGUGGCUGGUGGACGGCACCAAGAACGGGGGGGUGUUCAAAAGGGCCUGGGAGAAUGGCAGUGGGCUGCAGAAGAGGUAUGGGGGUUUCAUGGAUUAGGAAUCUGCACCCCAUCACCACAUAGUCUGGACUUAAUGAGUUUAAGUCAGCCCCCACCAUCCUGACACCACCCAAACAUCUGCUUUGAUGUAAUGUGUUUGUGCUUAUUUUAUUGUUUCACUGUCCUAGAAUGACCCAAAUAUAGAAAUACAUUUUCAUCCAUACGUUCAUGAUAUUAUUUAUUAAAAGAGUCUGUUGAUUGA
Oryzias melastigma (Indian medaka) is the source of this 1101-nucleotide messenger RNA. RefSeq names its product proenkephalin-A. NCBI's taxonomy places the organism in Eukaryota, Metazoa, Chordata, Actinopteri, Beloniformes, Adrianichthyidae. Gene Ontology annotation, biological process: chemical synaptic transmission; neuropeptide signaling pathway; sensory perception. The transcript is spliced from 3 exons. Gene Ontology annotation, molecular function: opioid receptor binding. The coding region runs from base 164 to 898 and encodes 244 amino acids. The record is from RefSeq and is a predicted model, not a curated record. Gene Ontology annotation, cellular component: neuronal cell body; dendrite; plasma membrane.